UCAUCAGGUUGGCUUUAGAAAUUUUUGUAAAAAUUCUCUUCGCAAUUACGUCGAUUAUUUUAAAAACUUUAGUUCUAAAGACUAAGAUCCGAUCUUCCUAAACGGGAUUUUCCCGAGCUUUGUUUACCUCAUCUUGAUUUGUUUGGUUUGUAAAUACGACUAUCAAAAAGGGAAAUUAUAGACUUCGAGCUGUAUUAUGAUGACGUGAAUUUGGGACUUCAUGAAGUAGACAUCCGACACUCACAGAGCGUCCGUGAAGUUCCCUAAGGGAAACAGGGAUAAUCUGCGAAGUAUACAAGUGGAAGACUGGUUUCGAACUAGUACUGGUCUGUCAAACCAAAAUGGCGUUCACUCCGUCCCAGGCUCUUUGCAAUCAAGUGAUUCAGGUCAAGACUGGUUACCAUGCAUUCAUCGUCAAUUUCGUAAUACUAAGGUUCUUCGCUGCUGGAGACUGCAAAAGGGAAGACUGCGUGUUUGCUCAUGAUUUGUCUGCACUGGACAGCAAUAUUUGUCGAUUUUACCUGAAAGGGAUUUGCUUCUACGGAGAGCAUUGCAGAUACGCUCACGUUGAGCCGUACGAAGUGCUUGCUCAGUAUGGAUCCACUGACGGAGCGCAGGUGGAUGCGGCGGGCAAUUUAGUCUCGACCGGUCGCGCUGCUCGUUCCUCUAUUCGCAUUUCCCAUCCUUCGACCGAAAAGCCCGCAUCCAACAGCCCCUCUUCACGUCCAACACUGGUUGACUCUCCUGUCUGCGUGAAACCGGAGCGACCACCUUUGUGCCAACUAGGACUAAUCGGCACGUGCACCCUGAUUGAUUGCCCUUUCCGGCACGGAGAAGUGUGUGAAAUGUGUCGUUGUCAGGCUCUCGAUCCUUUCGACGCAAACCAGCGAGCCGCUCAUGAACAAGAAUGCUGCAAAGCAGUGGAGUUGCAGAUGGAAUAUUCAUUUGCACUGCAGCGCAGCCAACAGGUUGACUGUGGAGUCUGCUAUGAAAAAGUUCUUCAGCAGACAGAUGAAAACAGACGCCGUUUUGGAAUUUUGCCCAAAUGCGACCACGCUUUUUGUUUUGACUGUAUCAUGAACUGGCGGAAACAAGCACGGGAAGGCUUGGAAGAAUCAGCUCUUCGGUCCUGUCCAAUGUGCCGUACUCAUUCGGAUUUUGCCAUUCCGUCGCUGCUGUGGCCAGAAAACGCUGAACAAAAGGAGAGAGCUAUAGAAGAGUUCAAAAUAGUUAUGAAGGAAAAGCCUUGCAGAACUUUCUUGGAGACCAAAAAAUGUCCGUUUGGAAGCUGUUGUUGGUAUAAACAUGUCAAGGAAGAUGGAACGGUUGUCCAGUUGAAACCGCCUGGUACUUCACGUCGGCGACGCCGUCGUUCCUAUAAUAUGGAUGAUGAUUUGUCGUUCGGUGAUUUGAUGGAUAUGUCGGAUUAUUCACCGAACGAUAGCGAUGCGGACAAUAAUGAUGAUGAUGAUGAUGAUGAAUGGGAAGAGGACCUGCCAUCACCGGCUAUCCCUGUUCAUCUGGACGACGAUCCCAACUUCACGGCGGAUAUUAUGGCGCAGUUGCAAGAACAGACCGCGGGCGGUGGAAAUGCCCAUGCGGAGUAUCUCAGUCUGUACUGCGGCCAGCGCAAUAACGCGACGCAGGAGUAAGUGGCAGUUGGAAAAAAAUACAGGGUUUUAUCGACGGAUUGUCCACUGUCCAUUUGGCGGAAUGGAUUCGGAUUUUGUUUUUUUGUGAUAUUAUCUUGUCCGAACGGAGCAGGAUCCCGAUUUUGCCGAUUGUUUUGGGCCUUUGUUGUUUUAUGUGAAUGAAUGCAUUUCAAAUGGACCUGUGCAGUGUUUCUUGUUUUGCAUGCUGGGAUAGCUACAAAUAUUUUUGGUAAUCUUUUUUGUUUAGGAGAAUGGGCUUACCGUGAUAUAUCAUAGGAAUCGAGACUACAGAGUUUAUUCUUAUUGUGUUUAUAUUCGUGUUUCCUUGUAGGAAGAAUUUGGUGUUACAGUACUUUGAAUGAAUCUUGGUCUUGA
Molecule: messenger RNA, 2027 nt
Organism: Paramacrobiotus metropolitanus
Lineage: Eukaryota; Metazoa; Tardigrada; Eutardigrada; Parachela; Macrobiotidae
Exons: 8
Coding region: 342-1652 (436 amino acids)
Biological process (GO): protein polyubiquitination
Molecular function (GO): ubiquitin protein ligase activity; metal ion binding
Source: RefSeq, a predicted model, not a curated record